UGAGAGCAUGUAGUGCAGCCUGAGGCUCUCAAUCUGAAUAGUUUCACAUUUUUAGCCUUUUAUGUACUACCAGCAGUGAACCUUUAUAAACAAAAUAGGUCGACCUCGUACAGUACCUAUUUGAACUGUGCUUUAUUCAUUACCCAAGAAGAGGCGAGAGAAAGGAGGUACAGUGCGUGAUGAAGGAUAUGGAUAAAGAUCAUGAAGGUGGAGGAAGAAUGGGAUCAAGAACAUUUGAGAUCGAUCAGAGUUGGAUACCCAAGGUCAUCAAGAAGAGAGUGUGCACCUCUUUUGUGGAGGAUUCCUCUAGCAAUGGGACGUUGUGUCAGUGUGGGAGUGGGCGGGACAUGCACGGUACCGUCGCUACGGGAGACUGCUUUGGUGCAGCCAUUGUCACCCAGUGGAACAGUUGUCAGCACUCAUCAGAGUACCCAACUGAUGCUUUCGGAGAGAUGGAAUUUACAGGGGCCGGGAGAAGACACAGCCAUUUUGUGCGCCUGUCAUGUGACACCCCACCUCCUGUUGUGUACCAACUGAUGACAUCCCACUGGGGGGUGCGCUCCCCCAACCUAGUGGUUUCUGUGGUGGGGGGAGGGGGGAACGAGAAGGUCAAGACCUGGGUCAGGGAGGUGCUGAGACAUGGGCUGGUCAGGGCAGCACAGAGCACAGGGGCUUGGAUCAUGACGGGGGGGCUGAGAGAGGGGAUUGGUCGGUGUGUGGGCGAGGCUGUGAGGGAUCAUUCUGCAGCGGCCUCCUCCCUGUCCCUGAAGAAAGUUAUUGCUGUGGGUGUGGCCCCUUGGGGGCUGGUGUCUGACAGACAGAAGCUGGUCAACGAACAGGGUAGUUUCCCAGCUCGGUAUUAUGUCCAGAACACAUCCUUGGACUCAUGCUGCCUAGAUAUUAACUACCAAGCUUUCCUGCUGGUGGAUGAUGGGAGUGUAGGCCGGCGUGGAGGGGAAACCGCCUUUAGGGCCAAGAUGGAGGAAUACAUAUCCCACCAGCGGACCGGUCUCUGGGGUAGUGGCAGUAUAGAUAUCCCUGUGCUCUGUAUGCUCAUCGCUGGGGAAGCUAACAUGCUGGAGAGGAUGGAUCUCUCUCUGAGUAAGAAUAUUCCCUGGUUGGUUUUGAAUGGUUCCGGGCGAGCGGCAGAUUUCAUCUGUGAACUGCUUGAUGCUUUGUCAUCCAUGCCCAUGAGUACACCCUCUCCCUUGCCAGAGGGUGAGGACAGUCAGAGCCCCAGCACAGAGAUGCGCGACAGGGUCCGUGACAGGGUCAAGAGGUACUUCCCUGCCAAAUCGGAACUGGAUAAGCUUGUGGACAGGGCUCUGCGUAUCUAUCAGAACAGAGAUCUAAUAACAGUUUUCAACUCGGAGCAGGAGAGUCCGGAUGAUUUUGACACAGUUCUACUGAAGGCUCUGGUCAGAGCCAAUAAACGUGUGUCCAGUGACUCCAGUGAAUAUAUAGAGGAGCUGAAGCUAGCAGUGGCCUGGAACAGGGUGGACAUCGCUAAGAGUGAGCUGUUCAGUGGAGACAUCCAAUGGAAGUAUGAGGACCUGGAAAACUCCAUGACAGAUGCGCUGAUAAAUGACAAGCCCCAGUUCGUACGUCUCUUCAAUGAGAACGGCCUCAACAUCUUGGACUACCUAACCUAUCAACGUUUGGAGGGCUGGUACAGCUCACUGCCUGACAACACUCUGGCCUACAUGUUGCUCCAACGACGACUUUUAGAGAGGCGUGCCCUGGCAACACCUCAUAAAGAAGCAGGUUCCCUGCCAAAUGUCUCUUGCCCUACAGACCAAGACUCGCCCAUCAAAAGGCCCAUGAGCCCCAUGUCAGGACAAUCUUCUGCCACAGAGCUCAGCUUGUAUGAGGUGUCACGGCUACUGUGGGACGUUAUGGGAGAUGUUUGUCAACCCUUCUACUACAGUCUUUUGGAAUUGGACAAGAGCACCAGCUCCUGGAGAGCACUGAAGCAUGUGAAUAAGUUGUUGCUGGAGAAGAGUCAGUACAAAGAACAGCGCUGUCAGUAUCCCUGGGCCUCUCUAUUGAUUUGGGCUGUCCUGCAGAACCGCAGCGAGAUGGCCGUCUACUUCUGGGAGAUGGCUGGGGAGUCUGUCCUCGGUGCUCUGGCAGCCUGUAAGAUUCUGAGAGAGCUGUCUAAGAUGGAGAGUGAGACGGAGACCAAGCUCUCUAUGAAGGAGCUGGCCCAGAAGUUUGAGAACUUGGGCCAUGAUGUUUUCGGUGAGUGCUACCAGAGCAAUGAGAGCCGAUCUUUCACCCUCCUUAUACGGCAGUCUCCAAUGUGGGGUGAAGCUACCUGUCUGCAAAUGGCCACUGCAGCCGAUGCCCGCCACUUCUUCAGCCAUGACGGCGUGCAGUCUUUGCUGUCUCAGAUCUGGUGGGGAGACAUGGAAAGGAACACAGAGGUCUGGAAAUUGGUUCUUGCCUUCUUCUUACCCCCUGUCAUUUACACCAAACUUAUCAGCUUUAGGGAACUUGUGGAAGAGGGCAAGUCGCAGUUACCUCACGAUCGAGACACUGAAAGUCUGGAUGGAGAUGCCACUAUAUUCUCCCCCUCUGACAUCAAUCAUAGGGAAGAGGAAAAUGAGGAACACGUUGCUUUAAAAGAAAAUCUGAAAAAAGUCCCCUCUUCCAAAUCUAAGAAGCCCUACAUAGUUAUGCGUUGGAAGGAGUUCUGGUUUGCGCCCGUCACCUCUUUCCUAGGCAAUGUGCUGAUGUACUUUGUGUUCCUUGGCUUGUUUGCUUACAUCCUGUUGUUGGACUUCAAACCUCCGCCCAAUGGCCCAUGCACCUUAGAGUGUAUUCUCUACUUCUGGGUCUUCACCCUGGUCUGUGAGGAGGUUCGACAGUCAUUCUUCAUGGCCAGCACCACCUUAUACCAGAGGAUGAAGCUCUACAUCCAAGACAUGUGGAAUAAGUGUGACAUCACAGCUCUCUCACUCUUUGCACUGGGCAUGUGCUGCAGACAUUUUGAGUGGUCCUAUGAGUUUGGCCGUUCUGUGAUGGCUGUGGACUUCAUGGUUUUUACCCUCCGUCUCAUCCACAUCUUCGCCAUCCACAAACAGCUGGGACCCAAGAUUAUCAUUGUUGAAAAAAUGAUGAAGGACAUCUUCUUCUUCCUUUUCUUCUUGGCGGUGUGGAUUGUGGCCUAUGGCGUAGCCAAUCAGGUGCUGCUGUAUGCUUAUGACCCCCGUCCUAAUUGGAUAUUUCGCAGAGUGUUCUACAGACCAUAUAUGCACAUAUAUGGACACAUCCCCAUACAUGAAAUGGAUGCUGAUAAACUGGAGGAAGGGAUGGAGUGCACCAAUAAUGUCACCCUGAUUGAGGAGGGGGCAGAGCCCUGCACAAGUACCUACGCCAACUGGCUGGUGGUCAUCUUAUUGGUCAUCUACCUCCUGGUCACCAACAUCCUCCUGGUCAACCUGCUAAUCGCCAUGUUCAGUCACACCUUCUCCAAAGUGCAGGACCACAGUGACACCUACUGGAAGUUCCAGCGCUACAACUUGAUCUUGGAAUACCACUCUAGACCCUGUCUGGCCCCACCCUUCAUCAUAAUCUCCCACAUCCACCUCUUGAUUAAGAGACAUAUCUGCAAAAUCCCUUCCACCAAGAUCAAACACUUUGUUCUGGAGAUCCCUGGCAGAGAGGCCAGCAGACUAAACACAUGGGAGGCCAUCCAGAAGGAAAAUAUAAUGACCGCCCAGAACAAACAAGAGAGAGAGAAGGAUUCAGAGAGACUCAAACGCACCUUGGUCAAAGUGGACAGUGUCCUAAAACAGAUGGCAGAGAUACGGUCAUGGAUGUCGGAGAUUCGGGACCAUGAAAGCAGGGUCAGAACAGAGCGUGCUGAGUUGGAGUUCUGUACCAGUGCCCUCUCCUGGGUGGUGGAGACUCUCUCUCAGAGUAACAUGAUAAAACCCACACGUCCUCCACCCACUCUGAGAACAGACCCCUGCAUCUCCAACUAGCUGGGGAAUAUAGAAAUAAACAUAGACUAACACACAAAAACAUACACAAACCCUAUCACUCAGUGCCAAAGAAUGUCAAAACCCUCAAUGCUGAUCCAUCCAUUAAUUCUAAUAGUUUUUUACUUUUAACAUUUCACUUGCAUCCACUUAAACCUCUUCUGUAUUACAAUGAUAUGUACUGUGGUUUAAAUAUAUGUAAAUGUUUUGCAUGCAUGUAUAUACAUUUUUCCUCCUCAGUUUAAGUAGCAAACAAAUUACAUGAUGAAAUUCGGUUUAACAUCUUUAUUAAGUUAGAACUUAAUCUGUCUGUUAAAUUGGUCAACACUGAAAUGUCACUUGUCCAACGGUAGACAUACAAGAAACUAUCUUGUGGUUUAGUGUGGUCCGUUGUCUAAUCCACUUCAUCAAGUGUACAUGUAUUACUGUAGCAUGGGUUUGAAUCUGGCCCACUACUCUUAAAGAAAAAUUAUUUCUACAUUUACAUUUCAGCCAUUUAGCUAAUACAAAACAACUUUCUCUUCUAUCGUUACCAGAGUCUCUAUUCAAUAAAGCACAGAUGCCUUAAUAUGUACAGUAAUACACACACACAGGAUGACAUCCUGUGUACCUCAGUUGGUAGAACUUGGUGCUUACAAUGCUAAAGUGGUGUCCAACAAAGUUAUGAAAAUGUAUGUACUCCCUCAGGUAUGUCACUCUGGAUAAGAGCAUCUUGUAAAAUCACUUAAAUAUGAAUGUAAUAAUGCAAAGGUUUAUAUGCUUGUUAUUAUAUUUUCUUAAAUUACCAAUAAGUACAAAUGUGCAAAGUUUUGAUAAAAUACUGAAUACUCACAGUCACUGUUUAAUUCUGAAGAAACACUGUAAUUUUGGUAAAUUUUUUAAUGUGAAGCUGUCUUCUAAAAGUUUACUUGGACUUGUUACAACGUUUAAGUAAUUCAGUAAUAUCUCGACCAUCACACUAGAGGAGCUUUGGAGCUUUAAAGUGUAGAGGACAGUUUUUGUCUUAUACGUUUUUUUUUAUCUGUUCAUCAUUUGAACCAACUUCCAGAAAUAAAGUUAGUUUUAGCUAGUUUUGGUUCUUUUACAUGAAACGUGAAUAAGAAGCUAGUUUGUGGUCACUUCUGAACUAUUAUUUUCUGUUUGUCUGUGUGCACUGACCAAUUGUUUUUCGGUUGAAAAUGUUAUAUUUAACAAUUAAGAUUGUUUAUGUUGUCUGAUGGUUUGUUUUUUGUUGUUAAUAUGUUCACCUAAGUUAAUUUCUCUUUUGGCAGAAUCUGGCACAAUACAUCUUAUCAAGUGUACUCAAUCAUGUUUGGUUUUAAACUAUC
Messenger RNA from Esox lucius (northern pike), 5314 nucleotides. Its product is annotated as transient receptor potential cation channel subfamily M member 4. The transcript has 27 exons. The coding region runs from base 180 to 3989 and encodes 1269 amino acids. Gene Ontology annotation, biological process: calcium ion transmembrane transport. Gene Ontology annotation, cellular component: membrane. The record is from RefSeq and is a predicted model, not a curated record. Gene Ontology annotation, molecular function: calcium-activated cation channel activity; ligand-gated calcium channel activity. NCBI's taxonomy places the organism in Eukaryota, Metazoa, Chordata, Actinopteri, Esociformes, Esocidae.